Messenger RNA from Oncorhynchus mykiss (rainbow trout), 2022 nucleotides. NCBI's taxonomy places the organism in Eukaryota, Metazoa, Chordata, Actinopteri, Salmoniformes, Salmonidae. The record is from RefSeq and is a predicted model, not a curated record.
UUCAUAUAACGCAAGCUGUGAUGCAGGUAUGUUCCACCAGGAGGAGGUAGCGAGUCGAGUUUCACACAAACCCAUGUUAAAGACGGGCUAAAUUAUCUGCCCAAUGUCAAGGGAAUUAUCGCGAAGACGCCAACAGAUUGUGGCGUUUUUUUUGUUUUUUUUUUACCAAACGAGAUGAGAUGAUCCAUUCCCCCUUGUUCAAUUUAAAUGCCAUAUGGCUGGAUAGAUCAUACGAUCUCUAGGUUUGGAUUGGCCUCCGAGAUCCCAGCGAGGUUCAUAGAGAAGAAUGUGAGCCUCAGAGGGAGAGUCCAGACCAUCACAGAGACGGGACUGGAGGUGGAGCACAUCCCCAUCUACAUCCCUGUCCUCUCUCCCCUGUUGGCUAAAGGUGGUGGUCGUGUGUAUCCACUGGCUGUGCGCCUGGCGGGGGUGGAGCUGACCCAAGAGGGGAGGGUGUGGCUGGAGCAGCACCUGAGCCCGGCCCAGACGGUGUGGCUCAAACUGGUCAGCAGAGAGGAGGAGACACUGCACUGUCUGGUGUCUGUUGGCCGGGGGUCAUUGAGGAGUCUGUGUCUGAAUGAGGAGGUGUUGAGGUUGGGUCUGGCACGCACUGUCCCAGUCUCUGGACUCCACCCUCAGUCCCACCUUUACCUGCGGCUCCACCAACGGCUGCUCAAGGCAGAGGUCAAGGCCGAGCGGAAGGGGCGGGGCAUGUGGAAAGAGGAUAGCCUAUGGGAGAGGACCUCACAGGCUGUUUGGGACAACUCACUGGUCAGACUCAUCAGGAGGAUCUUCAAGUGGACGUGAUUGGUUGGUUGGUUGACUGACUGAUUGCUUGACUGACUGACGGAUUGCUUGACUGACUGACUGACUGAUUGCUUGCUUGACUGGCUGACUGAUUACUUGACUGACUGAUUGCUUGACUGCUUGACUGACUGACUGACUGACUUCAAUUAGGCUUGAAAGUAAGUUCAUGAAUGUUGCAAGGCUCAGGCCCGUCUCAGAAUACAGCUGUGUCAUUAUGUGUCUGUGUUUGUGAAGUAGAUGAGGCCCGUCUCAGAAUACAGCUGUGUCAUUAUGUGUCUGUGUUUGAGAAGUAGAUCAGGCCCGUCUCAGAAUACAGCUGUGUCAUUAUGUGUCUGUGUUUGUGAAGUAGAUGAGGCCCGUCUCAGAAUACAGCUGUGUCAUUAUGUGUCUGUGUUUGAGAAGUAGAUCAGGCCCGUCUCAGAAUACAGCUGUGUCAUUAUGUGUCUGUGUUUGAGAAGUAGAUGAGGCCCGUCUCAGAAUACAGCUGUGUCAUUAUGUGUCUGUGUUUGUGAAGUAGAUGAGGCCCGUCUCAGGAUACAGCUGUGUCAUUAUGUGUCUGUGUUUGUGAAGUAGAUCAGGCCCGUCUCAGAAUACAGCUGUGUCAUUAUGUGUCUGUGUUUGUGAAGUAGAUGAGGCCCGUCUCAGAAUACAGCUGUGUCAUUAUGUGUCUGUGUUUGUGAAGUAGAUGAGGCCCGUCUCAGAAUACAGCUGUGUCAUUAUGUGUCUGUGUUUGUGAAGUAGAUCAGGCCCGUCUCAGAAUACAGCUGUGUCAUUAUGUGUCUGUGUUUGUGAAGUGGAUCAUAUAUUUGUCAACUGAUUGCCCAGAGAUUGCUCUCAAAAUAGAAAAAGGACCAUAUUCACACGAUUAUCUGUACAAACAAUCUUUUCUCCUGUUCUUUACUAUCGGGGAAAAGUGUGAAACGAUGUCUCAGACGAAUGGGGGUAUCGACAAAAUCGUAGACAUGGGACAAAUUUGUUUUUGACCCACCUGCUUAUUAAAGUUGAUAUAUAUAUCGGUGGAGAUUAGACGCACUGACACGGCAAUGACAAGACAGAAUAGAAACCAGUCUACUUACAGUUGGUGUUCCCCUUCGUGGGGGUCAGAAUAUGUUGAUGUUUCAUUAGAUCAUUUAAAGAAACUUGGCUGUCAGAAAUCCACAAAUCUACAUCAAACGCAUUUUGAUUUGUGAAAUAAAUAUGCAUUUGGUUAAUUCA